Molecule: messenger RNA, 921 nt
Organism: Capronia coronata CBS 617.96
Lineage: Eukaryota; Fungi; Ascomycota; Eurotiomycetes; Chaetothyriales; Herpotrichiellaceae
Exons: 2
Coding region: 1-921 (306 amino acids)
Source: RefSeq, a predicted model, not a curated record
AUGGAGUUCUACGGCAUGACGGGUGAAAAGCUGGGGACGAUAGGACAGGUAGGAACGAUGACGGAGCUGCCUCGAUGGAAGAAGGCAUUCCUGGAAAAGCCUUCGAUAUCAAUACGCAAAGGGAUCGCUUGGGGCUACUCUCCUCCAUACGAAGACACAUCUACCCUGGUUCUCACAUCUCCCAACGCCGUCUUCAUCGACGUCAGAUUCCCGCUUCAGCCGACGGAUCCUUCCAAACCGGUGACCUCGGACCCUGCAUUCUGGGCCUUCUCAGGCACGUCCAGCACCACAUUUCAUCCCGAGUCCUCGGCCGAGGUCUCUAUGCCCUACUCGGCCCAUUCCGCGUGGAAACACGAGAUCGAUUCGAAAGGGCCGGGCAUCAGCGACGAAGGGGACAUGUUUCUCCUCCCUAAUGACGACUGUAUCGAGGUCGGCAUGAUGGAGAGUCCGCAGACGAAACGGGUCGAAAUGUACAAGGAAUACUGGACCGCGCCGGCCGCGGAACUGGGGUCUGGAAGUGUUAUCCCCCGGACGCCUUGCGUUGUGGCGCAGACGGUAGAGAGUAAGGGAGGUCACGGAGGGGCAAAAGGAACUGGGAACGGGAAAGGGGUUGUCAUUCGUAUCGGUGACUACUGUCAAGGUAUAGUUGAGCAAUGUGGCGAGGAUGGAUCGUUUCGAGGAGUGCUGGUUGAGCGGUGGCAGAAAGUGCCGGUGGAGCGAAAUCCCCUUCUCUCUUCUGACACCCUGGGCGCCCGGGAUAGCACUGCAAACCACACAGACUGGGUUAAGGACCAGCGCAGCAACACUCCAGAAGGGGAGACGUUAAUGCCCUGUCUAUGGAUCUGCGAGCACAACAGGAGGCUUGGAGACGAAGUCGUGAUACACGGUAUUGCUUGGAGGGUUGUGGAAAUGGUACUAUGA